GUCCCCUCUGGUGACUUCAGGGUACCAGCACCCUCGCUGACGGUGGAGGAGCUCCGUGCCUUCCUGGAGCAGAUGAACCAGUUGCCCUGCGUCAUGCACCAGAUCGGGGAGGUCCAGGCCUUGCUGGAGCGGGUGGAAGCUUUCCAAGCGGAGGCACGGGCAGCGCUGGAAUCGGCUCCCCCAGGACCGGGGGCUCUGCGGGGGUUGCUGGAACGAGGAGCUCGGUUGGGUGUGGAGGUAGAGAGCGGGCGGUUGGAACGGCAGCUAGCCCAGGCCGCUUGGUUGGAGGAGGUGACGGCCACCUUACGGUCCCCGCGUGCCCGCGUCCCCCUUCCCGUCAUGCGGGGUCUCAUCCAAGCUGGCCGAACCGUCGCCCCCAGCCCGGCCGUCGAUGUGGCCAUGGCUGAGCUGCAGGAGCUGCUCACCAUCGCUCAACGUUGGGAGGAGAAGGCUCAGAUGUGUCUGGAGGCCAGGUCAGGAUGCGGCCUCCGGCCACGGUGGGACUCUGGGGAUCCCCUGUGAGCCAUAUGGAUCCCACUGAUCCCUUGCGAGCACAGGGUGGACACCGUGGGAUCCAGUGGCUCCCUUGUCAGGAGAGGGAGCGCUGUGGGCCUCUAGCAGUCCCCUAUAGAUCCCUCAUCAGGAGCGGGAGAUCGUGGGACUCCAGGGAUCCUGCGUGAGCCCUGUCGGAUCCCCUGUGGUAUUGGGACCCAGUGGAUCCCUCAUAAGUACAGGGGGUACUGUGGGAGCCUCUAAGAGCCCUAUAGAUCCCUUGCAAAUACCAGGACAGUAUUGGACUCCAGGGAUCCCAUGUGAACCCAGCAGAUCCAUGCAGGGCCGGGACCCAGUGGAUCCCAUGCUAGCAGCCUCCAGAAUCCCCUGGGGGGGGUGGUGGUGUGGUACAGCAGGACCCCAUGAGAAUCCCUUAUGAGCACAUGGAUCCCACGUGGUGCUGGGAUCCAGUGGAUCCCCCAUGAGUACAGAGGGCACCCCAGGAGCCCUAUAGAUCCCUUACCAGUACCAGGAUAGCGUGGGCCUCCAGGGAUCCCACAUGAACCCAGUGGAUCCCAUGUGGGGCUGGGACCCAGUGGAUCCCAUGCCAGCAGCCCCAAGGCAGGGGUACAGCAGGACCCCAUGAGAAUCCCUUAUGAGCACAUGGAUCUCCUGUGGUGCUGGGAUCCAGUGGAUCCCCUGUGAGUACAGGGGCCACCACGUGAGCCUAUAUGAGCCCUAUAGGUCCCUUAGGAGUACCAGGACAGUGUCAGACUCCAGGAGGUCCCACGUGGGGCCGGAACCUAGUGGAUCCCAUGCCAGCAGUCUCCAGCACCCCGUGUGUGUACAGCAGGACCUCAUGAAUCCCCCGUGAGCAUGUGGAUCCCACGUGGUGCUGGGAUCCAGUGGAUCCCCCGCGAGUACAGGGGGCACUGCGGGAACCUGUAAGAGCCCUAUAGAUCCCUUACAACUACUA
Egretta garzetta (little egret) is the source of this 1468-nucleotide messenger RNA. Its product is annotated as lysine-specific demethylase 5C-like. The transcript has 3 exons. The record is from RefSeq and is a predicted model, not a curated record. Lineage: Eukaryota; Metazoa; Chordata; Aves; Pelecaniformes; Ardeidae. Bases 73 to 522 code for a protein of 149 amino acids.